AUGAAAUUCUCAUCCGUUUUAUUAUCUGCUGUUUUAGCAAACUUGGUUGCCUCUGCUCCAAUUAAAACCGUCGUUGUUACCGCUUUCACCACCGUUUUGGUCGACUCUAAAGGUAACACUCAAUAUGAAGCUGCUGAACAAACUGCCGCAACUUCUACUGCUGCUGCUGCUAUUGAAGAAACCACUGUUGCUGAAGCUACCCCAGUUGCUAAAGCUGCUGAAACUACUUCUUCUAGUGGUAACCUUUUAGAUUCUUUUAAGUCAUGGUUAAACCCUGCUGAAACCACCACCACCUCUUCCUCUUCUUCAGUUGCUACUGUUGCUCCAACUACCUCAGAAAUUGCUGAAACCACCACCGCUGCCACUACUACUGCCGCUGCUGAAACUUCCACUACUUCUUCUUCUGAAGCUACCGGUUCUGUUCAAUCUGGUGAAGGUACUUAUUAUUCUACUGGUUUAGGUUCUUGUGGUGUCACUAGUAAAGAUACUGACUACAUUAUUGCUGUUUCUCAUGAAAUGUAUGACAAAUACACUGUUGGUGGUAACCCAAACAACAAUUCCUUAUGUGGUAAGAAAAUUAGAGCUUUCUACAAUGGCAAUUCCGUUGAUGUUACAGUUGUUGAUAGAUGUGAAGGUUGUGCUUACAAUGACUUAGAUUUCUCUCCAUCAGCUUUUGAUCAAUUGGCCUCUCAAUCUUUAGGUAGAAUUGAUAUUACUUGGCAAUGGCUCGAUUAG
Messenger RNA from Candida tropicalis MYA-3404, 735 nucleotides. It is a transcript of the gene DAG7, whose product is annotated as Dag7p. NCBI's taxonomy places the organism in Eukaryota, Fungi, Ascomycota, Pichiomycetes, Serinales, Debaryomycetaceae. Bases 1 to 735 code for a protein of 244 amino acids. The transcript has a single exon. The record is from RefSeq and is a predicted model, not a curated record.